Messenger RNA from Ornithorhynchus anatinus (platypus), 2716 nucleotides. RefSeq names its product cell division cycle 40 (gene CDC40). The transcript is spliced from 15 exons. Gene Ontology annotation, biological process: mRNA splicing, via spliceosome. The record is from RefSeq and is a predicted model, not a curated record. Bases 16 to 1758 code for a protein of 580 amino acids. Lineage: Eukaryota; Metazoa; Chordata; Mammalia; Monotremata; Ornithorhynchidae. Gene Ontology annotation, cellular component: catalytic step 2 spliceosome. Gene Ontology annotation, molecular function: mRNA binding; protein binding.
CGCCCGUCGGCCAUCAUGUCGUUCGCCAUCGCGGCCCUGGCCGCCUCCUACGGGUCGGGCUCGGGGUCCGAGUCGGAUUCGGGCGGCGAGGAGGGCGGACGCCGCCCGCUCCCCGCGCCCGCCCCGGCCCCGGCCCCGGCCCCGGGCCCGGCCCGGACCCUCGCCCUCGCCCGGACCGUGGACUCGGCCCCGGAGGUGCCCGUCAAGGAGGAUGUGGAGACGGGAGUUCAUCUGGACCCUGCCAUCAAGGAAGUUCAAUACAAUCCCUCCUAUGAGACGAUGUUCGCUCCCGAAUUUGGGCCCGAAAACCCAUUUAGGACUCAGCAGAUGGCAGCUCCUAGAAACAUGCUUUCCGGAUACGCCGAACCGACCCAUAUCAACGAUUUCAUGUUCGAACAGCAGAGGAGAACUUUUGCGACCUACGGUUAUGCUUUGGACCCCUCGCUCGAUAAUCACCAAGUUACCACCAAAUAUAUCGGCUCCGUAGAAGAAGCGGAAAAAAACCAAGGUCUAACCGUGUUUGAGACCGGACAGAAGAAAACCGAAAAGAGGAAGAAGUUCAAAGAAAAUGAUGCCUCAAAUAUUGACGGUUUCCUGGGUCCCUGGGCUAAAUACGUGGAUGAGAAAGAUGUGGCCAAACCUUCAGAGGAAGAACAGAAAGAGUUGGAUGAAAUAACGGCCAAGAGGCAGAAGAAAGGCAAACAUGAAGAUGACAAACCUGGAGAGGAGAAGACCAUCUUACACGUUAAAGAAAUGUAUGACUACCAGGGAAGAUCCUAUCUUCACGUUCCUCAGGACGUCGGCGUUAAUCUCCGUUCUCCGGUACCUCCGGAGAAAUGCUACCUUCCCAAAAAACAGAUCCACGUGUGGUCUGGACAUACCAAAGGCGUCAGUGCGGUCAGGCUGUUUCCCCUCUCUGGUCAUUUGUUACUGUCCUCCUCCAUGGACUGUAAAAUGAAGCUGUGGGAAGUUUAUGGGGAUCGGCGCUGUCUGAGGACAUUUAUCGGACACAGCAAGGCUGUCAGAGAUAUCUGCUUUAACGGCGCCGGGACCCAGUUCCUCAGUGCCGCUUACGACAGGUAUCUCAAGCUCUGGGACACAGAAACAGGGCAGUGCAUUUCAAGGUUUACCAAUCGGAAAGUUCCCUACUGCGUCAAAUUCAAUCCGGACGAAGAUAAACAGAAUCUCUUCGUCGCUGGGAUGUCGGACAAGAAGAUCGUACAAUGGGACAUUCGCAGUGGGGAAAUCGUGCAGGAAUACGACCGACAUUUGGGCGCCGUCAACACCAUCGUCUUUGUGGAUGAGAAUCGACGGUUCGUGAGUACAUCUGAUGACAAGAGUCUCAGAGUCUGGGAGUGGGACAUUCCCGUGGAUUUUAAAUACAUCGCGGAACCUAGCAUGCAUUCGAUGCCGGCCGUAACCCUGUCGCCCAACGGGAAAUGGUUGGCCUGUCAGUCGAUGGAUAAUCAGAUUUUGAUUUUCGGAGCUCAGAACAGAUUUCGAUUAAAUAAGAAGAAAAUCUUUAAGGGUCAUAUGGUGGCAGGCUAUGCUUGUCAGGUGGAUUUUUCACCAGAUAUGAGCUACGUGAUAUCGGGCGACGCGGACGGGAAACUGAAUAUCUGGGACUGGAAGACGACCAAGCUCUACAGUCGAUUCAAGGCUCACGACAAAGUCUGCAUAGGGGCGGUGUGGCACCCCCACGAGACCUCCAAGGUGAUAACGUGCGGCUGGGAUGGCCUCAUCAAACUGUGGGACUGAAGAAGCGCUUCGGCCGCUCGCGGUAUCCCACCCCAUCUCCCCGCUGCCGUUUCCAAACUCGGCAGACGCCGGUCGCUCCCGGGAGGCUUUCGAAGCGGGCGGGGGACGGAGGGGCCCGGUUCCCGGCGGACUCGCCCUCCCUCCCGGGUUCUUUGAAUUGAUCGAUGUGAAUUAUUUAUAUGGCCAAAACAAAAGAGCUGCAGCAGCUUGGAUCUCGUUCCGUACCAGUGUUCGCUCCUCCCGUCUUUACCGCGCAAACGUGUGCUAGGCCGCACUGAGUGUUUCUCCCGGAACCCCCGCACCCCUCCCUGGGCUCGGUCUCCCGAUAAGCGAACGCCCCCUGGGCCCCGCGCCCCCCAAAAAGCGGGCGAGUCCAGCGUCCGAACCCGAGCUGGGGAGCCGGGCGGCGCACGUCCCGACGCGGACCCCCCCCCGGGAAAGCAACGGACCCCGGAGGCCGGACGCGGCAGCGGGAUGGUCCGAGGAUCCCCGGCGUCCCCGCCCUCCUGCGGCCGUCGACUCGGCCGAGCCGCCCCGUUCCGUUUCCGGGGCGGAGCCGGGGCCCCGGCCCCGGGAAAGAUGACUCCCGCGCGGUCGCGCGUCGCCGCGACCCUCGGCCACCGCGGCGGCAGCCGUACGCUUCUCCGGGCCCGGCCAGGAGAAGCCACAUUCCAGCCCGCCGUCCCGGGGACCGGCAGGCCCGGCCACCGGGCCGAUCCCGCCACGAGGCUCCCGAGAGCGGAUGAGCCCUUCGGCAUCGGACCGCCUCUCACGUGCUCGUUUUCGGCCCUUCUCCCUCUGUCGCUGCGCACGAUACGUGUCGGCGGAAAUCGCGCCUUUUCUCAACCGUCCGUUCUCGGUGUGGUGUUCGGAUGAUCUUUCAGAGCGAGAUGACUGUACAGAAAAGUAGGUCUCUUGGAAGAGCGUAUUUUUAAAAUAAAAAACUUUUUGCAGUAAA